Perca fluviatilis (European perch) is the source of this 4323-nucleotide messenger RNA. It is a transcript of the gene esyt1a, whose product is annotated as extended synaptotagmin-like protein 1a. The record is from RefSeq and is a predicted model, not a curated record. Gene Ontology annotation, molecular function: lipid binding. Lineage: Eukaryota; Metazoa; Chordata; Actinopteri; Perciformes; Percidae. Gene Ontology annotation, biological process: lipid transport. The transcript has 31 exons. Bases 1 to 3246 code for a protein of 1081 amino acids.
AUGCCAACCGCGGAUGCCGAGCCGGGGAUGAGUGGAGGCACGGCGAUUUCAGCCCCGGCCUUACCGAGCCAGCCCCCAGGUGAACGCGCAUUGAAUGUGCUGUGGUCGUUUGCGAAAUGUCUCGCUGCUCUUCUACCAGUGUAUCUGGCAGGAUAUUAUGGCUUCAGCAUCAGUGUAGUCCUGUUCGGUCUGAUGAUCUACAUGGGAUGGAAACACAGUCGACUGGAGAAAGUGAUGAGGCUAAAGUCUGCCAUGUACCUCCUGGAGAACGAGAGGCUUUUCACCACCGAGAAGGCUUUCAGAGCUAAAGGGGAUUUACCUCCCUGGGUCAACUUUCCAGAUGUGGAGAAAGCGGAGUGGCUGAAUAAGAUCCUGCAGCAGGCUUGGCCCUUUAUAGGCCAGUAUCUGGAGAAGUUGCUAGUGGAAACCAUUGCUCCUGCCAUCCGUGCCUCCAGCAUUCAUCUGCAGACUCUCAGCUUUACUAAGGUCAACAUAGGAGAAAAGGCUUUGAAGGUGGUUGGUGUAAAGGCUCACACAGAACACGAUAAGAGACAAGUUAUGUUGGAUUUGUACCUGAGCUACGCUGGUGAUGUUGAAAUCAACGUAGAAAUCAAGAAGUACUUUUGCAAGGCCGGAGUGAAAGGAGUCCAGCUCCAUGGGAAGCUGCGUGUGAUCCUCGAGCCUCUGAUCGGAGACGUCCCACUGGUUGGAGCAAUCACAAUGUUCUUCAUCCGCAGGCCUAAACUGGACAUCAACUGGACCGGGCUGACCAACCUGUUAGAUAUACCCGGGCUGAAUGCCAUGUCGGACACUAUGAUAAUGGAUGCAAUUGCCUCCCACUUGGUGCUCCCCAACCGUCUAACUGUUCCCCUGGUGGCCAACCUGCACGUUGCGCAGCUCCGCUCCCCUCUCCCACGGGGAGUUGUGCGUAUCCACCUGCUGGAGGCUGAGGACCUGAUGGCCAAGGAUACGGUCAUCAAGGGCAUAAUCGACGGGAAGUCUGACCCGUAUGCCGUUCUGCGUGUAGGAACCCAGAUCUUCACCUCUCAUCACGUGGACAGCAACCUGAACCCACAGUGGAGGGAGAUGUAUGAGGUGAUUGUCCAUGAAGUACCUGGUCAGGAGUUGGAAGUGGAAGUUUUUGACAAAGACCCAGACCAGGAUGACUUCCUGGGGAGGGUCAAGGUCGAUCUUGAUAUUGUAAGGAAGGCCAGAGUUGUGGAUGAUUGGUUUAAUCUGAGGGACGUCCCAUCCGGCAGUGUUCACCUCCGGCUGGAGUGGCUCUCUCUGCUGUCCUCUGCUGACAGACUGAGUGAGGUGACCCAGAAGAACCAGAACUUGACCAAUAAGAUGACUGAUCCUCCAUCUUCUGCCGUCAUAGCUAUCUAUCUUGAUCAAGCUUACCAACUGCCUAUGAGAAAAGGCAAUAAGGACCCAAGCCCAAUGGUACAGAUUUCCAUUCAGGAUGCAACUAAAGAGAGCAAGACUUGCUAUGGGACCAACAGCCCUGUGUGGGAGGAUGCCUUUACCUUCUUUAUUCAGGAUCCUCGCAAGCAGGACAUUGACAUUCAAGUGAAAGACGAUGACCGUGCUCUGUCCCUGGGCAGUUUGACCAUCCCUCUGACCCGUAUUUUGGCGAGCCCUGAACUCACCAUGGACCAGUGGUUCCAGUUGGAGAAUUCUGGUUCUGCCAGCCGCAUCUAUGUCAAAAUUGUGCUAAGGGUUUUGUGGCUAAAUGAUGAUGCCACUCCUACGACUCCAUCUCCCCGGCCUUCAGCCCCUGGGCCCGGGAUGGGUCAGGGGGGAAUCACAUCAGAACUGAACCCCAUAGGGCCUGGCGGGUUAGGUAAACCUCAACCAUCACGACCACAGCACACCACGCCCGACCCAGAGUUUGCAACUGAGGGAGUGCUGCGUAUCCACCUGGUGGAGGCCCAGAACCUGAUAGCUAAGGACAACUUCAUGGGGGGCAUGGUGAAGGGAAAAAGUGACCCCUAUGUCAAGAUUCGCGUGGCUGGUAUCACCUUCCGUAGCCACACCAUCAAAGAGAACCUCAAUCCCAUGUGGAAUGAACUCUAUGAGGUUAUUUUGACCCAGCUUCCUGGUCAAGAGAUCCAGUUUGAGUUGUUUGACAAGGACAUCGAUCAGGAUGACUUCCUCGGAAGGUUCAAGCUUAACCUACGAGAUAUCAUCAGCGCACAAUUCAACGAUACGUGGUACACUCUUAAUGAUGUGAAGUCAGGCCGAGUUCACCUGGUGCUGGAGUGGCUGCCCAGAGUCUCCGACCUUCCCAGACUGGAGCAGAUCUUGCAGUACCAGUCCCAGCAGGUGUACCACAAUAAGGUUGUUCCAUCAUCGGCUGUGCUGUUUGCGUAUGUGGAGCGUGCCCAUGGCCUGCCGUUGAAGAAGAGCGGGAAGGAGCCGAAGGUCGGGGCUGAGAUUACCCUCAAAGGAGUUUCACACAGAACCAAGAUUUGUGAGCGUUCUACAUCCCCUCGAUGGGACGAAGCCUUUCAUUUUCUGGUUCGUGACCCCGGAGAUGAAACAUUCACAGUGAAGCUGUCCCAUAGCUGGGGCCAGGCCCUUGGGUCCAUCACACUUCCUCUCAAAGAGGUGCUGUUUGAGCCAGGCUUGGUGCUGGACCGCUGGUUCAAUCUGGAUGGAGCACUGCCAGAAAGCCAGAUACUUAUGAGGGCCACGCUCAAGGUCUUGGACACUCAGCUGGCAGUGUGUCGUAGGGCUCCGGGGGAUGCAGCUAAUGACGGCAGUGGAGAAGAAGUCCUUCCCAGAUGGGUUCCUUCCCAUCUUGACCUCAGACAUAGAAGUGGAUUGGCCAUGGCUGAUAACGCAAAUUCAGCAGGCCAGGUGAAGCUUACCGUCGGCUACUCCAUGGAGGAGAGCAGACUUUACAUCACCGUUCACUCCUGCAGAGCCCUGCAAGCCUGCUCCAAGGACGGUGCAGACCCUUAUGUUUCCUUCAUCCUGCUGCCUGACAAGAAGGCCACCACCAAGAGGAGGACUGCCACCAAGAAGAGAGACCUCAACCCAGAAUUCAGCGAGAGAUUUGACUUUGACUUCUCUCUCGAGGAGUCCAUGCAGAGAAGACUGGACUUGUCUGUGAAGAACAGCGUCUCCUUCAUGAGCAGAGAGAGGGAGCUUAUCGGCAAGUUGCAACUGGACCUGGACCAAAUUGACCUGAAGACUGGUGUCACACAAUGGUAUGAUUUGGUAGCAGAGACCAACUAGAAGAAUCAACGGUUGGCCUCAAGUACUAUAUAACGUUAAGUGUUGCUUCUGUGAUCUGUUUGUAUAUUCAGCUUAAAUGAAAAUUCCCACCAUCACUGAAGGAAAGAAAUGACAUAUCUGCUCCACAACAACACAGUUCAUCAGUAUUUAUGAAACUUUACAUGUAGCUUAUCAUCCGUAAAGUGUUUACUGUUGUUAAUCCAUGCUGUCUUGGACAGAUUCUUCAGUAGAAUAUUUUGGCUGAAUAGAUAUUUGAUAUUAAUGCAACUAUGUUGCACAACCUACCGAGUUUAUAUGUCUUCAAAAGCAUGCCAAAGUCCUCUUUGAAUUUUAUUCAGAAAAAGGGCUUAUGCUGUGGUCAAUAUCUUAAGGUGUUAUAUGUUUUAUGGAUUUGUAGCAUUCCAACACAACAGAGAGAAGUAUCUUUGAAUCUUUUUUCUUUUCUUUUUUUUUUUUACAAUUUUCAAAUAAUUCCCGAAAUUACUUUGUUUAUAUACGUUUAUAUUAUUGCCUUAUGUAUUACAAAACUGUGCACAGUUUGUCAGUGUUUAUGAAUUAUGUUCCAAAUGAAGUUUUAUAUGCUUUAACGAGAGCUUUAUUAAAGUUACUUUUAUAAAUCAAAGUACUAAAAACCUAGACCCUCACAUUUACCACUGCAAACAGAGGUAUGAUACUGUAAGCAGAGUCUACAUCACUGUGCUUUUAUGAAAAGAAAACUUUCUAGAUACUGAAAACACAUCGCUGGUGUUCUCACACCCAUGCUUCUUUGUGUUCUACGUGUUCGUGGCGCUAAAUGCAACAGGCUGAAGCUGUUGGCCAUUUAUUUUUCAAGCAAAACAGUUAUGACCUUAUGAGAAGUAAGCUAAUAUUGAACGCCAUCAGCGGGACAGCAUCUACGUACCACCACUCUCACCUCACCACGAAGGCUCUGCCACUGAUUUGUAGUGAUGGAAAGAAAAUAGUGGUUUUAAGUGUCAGAACUGAAGAAGAAAACUGCUGAGCUUUGACAUUAUUUGAACAUAUCAUCAUGUUUCUGCUGAAGUUGUUGAUUAAAGUUUGCACUCUCAUGAAUCAAAA